CUCGUCGGCUUGGUACAAUCUUUAACACUAUGGGUGUCGCUAGCUACACACAAGAAUUUACAUGCCCAAUUUCUCCAGCACGCAUGUUCAAGGCCUUAAUCUUAGACUCAAACAAUUUGAUCCCAAAACUCUUUCCGCAAAUCGUAAAAAGUGUUGAUUUAAUCCAUGGAGAUGGAGGAGCUGGAAGCAUAGAGCAAGUAAACUUCACCGAAGGUACUGAUAUCAAAUAUGUGAAACAUCGAAUUGAUGAGCUAGACAGAGUCAAUCUCGUUUGCAGGUACACUAUGAUUGAAGGGGAUCCACUUGGGGAGAAGCUUGAAUCUAUUGCUUAUGAGGUCAGGUUUGAGGUAGGGAGUGAUGGAGGUUGCGAUUGUAAGAUGACAAGCAGCUAUUUAAUGCUUGGAGAUUUUACUCUCAAAGAGGAAGAAAUCAAGGCUGGUCAAGACAAAGCCAGGGGAAUAUACAAAGUCGUGGAAGCCUACCUCUUGGAGAACCCUCAUGUCUAUGCUUAGUUUUGUGUCUUCAUCAUGAACUAGCUCUAUAUAUGUUGAUCUAUUAUGUCAUUUCAGACAUUUGUUCUUCGCAUGUUAUAAUUCAGAAUGGUAAUUAAGAUCAGAAUAAAAUUCAUGGAAAAA
Populus euphratica (Euphrates poplar) is the source of this 635-nucleotide messenger RNA. RefSeq names its product pathogenesis-related protein STH-2-like. NCBI's taxonomy places the organism in Eukaryota, Viridiplantae, Streptophyta, Magnoliopsida, Malpighiales, Salicaceae. The transcript has 2 exons. Gene Ontology annotation, molecular function: signaling receptor activity; abscisic acid binding; protein phosphatase inhibitor activity. Gene Ontology annotation, biological process: abscisic acid-activated signaling pathway; defense response. The record is from RefSeq and is a predicted model, not a curated record. Bases 30 to 512 code for a protein of 160 amino acids. Gene Ontology annotation, cellular component: cytoplasm; nucleus.